AUGUGGUCCACUUAUCCCCCCUUUAUUCACGGUAACGAUGAGUGGGAGCAGCCCCCGGACUAUAAGGCGCUUUUCCUCAAAGCAGAGGAAGAAAGGAAGCAGGAGGCCGUGCUGAGACGACAGGCAGAAGAAUGGAGACGACAGGCAGAAGAACAGACACAACAGACAGAAGAAUGGAGACGACAGGCAGAAGAACGGAGACGACAGGCAGAAGAAAGGAAACAACAGGCAGAAGGACGCCAAACGGAGGCAGAGGAACGGGAGAGGCAACAGAGGGAGCGCAACCGACUCACCACCUUUCCAGAGUUCAUCCAACAUUGCCACAAUCUCCUUUGGACGCCGCUCCGAGCCCAAACACCGUCUCGCUCCACGACAGGCAAAAUUCAAGCUCCUAUCGGAAAAUGCUGUCCCCUACGACUGCUUCCGUGGACUGACUGUGAGGCUAAACAGCGGGAAAUUUACGAAUCUGUGUACCGUUACCUGCAACCGACAGAAGAGGAUGCACGGGAGUUCUUCCCGUCACUUGUUGCGUUGGAAGACCAUGGUCGACGAUUCGAACGUCGACCAAUUAGCAGCGAACAAGAUCUCGAGACCUACGAGCGAUUCGCCGUCGAAGACCAUGUGCACGAUAUCGUCGCUGAGUUGUGCCAAAUACCAGAAGCUCAGGAGGAGUUCCAGUUAGGCAAUGGAGUGUGGUUCGAUAAUCACGCCAAUGCUCUAGACGAAGAUGAUGAAGCCGAACCUAGCCUGCCAUCAACCACCAAGGCUUCGAAGCCGGAUCAAUUUUGCAUCCAUCGAAUAGACGGUGAUAGGAGUACCUUGCUCACCACGGUCGAAUACAAACCCCCCCACAAGCUCUCCGUGGCGAGCUUGCGGGAGGGACUCCGACCAAUGGAUUUUUGGCAAGAAAUCGUCGAACCUAAUAGUGUUCCAGUGGAUGAGCCGGAAAAAUCAAAAUAUAAUGCCGCGAGGCUGGUCGGAGCCGCCAUUGUCCAAGAAUUUCACGUCAUGAUUCAAGAUGGUCUGGAAUAUUCAUAUUUGACGAACGGUCUGAUGGACGUGCAGCUCUGGGUGCCCUACGAUGACCCUACUACCCUUCAUUACCACCUGGGUGACCCCGGUUUGUACGGAAAUGCAGCCGUUGGCGGACCUGGGAGGGCUCCGAUGACUCGAAUUGAGAGGACGCUCUGCCUCUGUCUAAUGAGUUUUCGCUCCUUUCUUCGUGAUCAGGCGUGGCGGAAUGCCGCCAAAAACCGCCUACCGAAAUGGCCUACGAAUUUAGAUAGCGAUCGUUCCCAGACCUUAGUGGUAAAUUUACCUCGGAACCCGAACGUGGACGAUACUAGCUCUGAAUUCGCCAGUCCUGAGCAGACAACCUCUGAUUACCUCACAUCAUCGUCUCCCCUCACCGCCGGCCCUCGAGUGACCACACGAGCGGCCGCUAGGUGCGCGCCGCCGUCCGAUCCGUCUCACCACGAGAGUUCUUCGGAUUCCGAGCCCGACCCUACCGCAUCUGCAGGACGGAAGCGGGGAUUCAGCCAGGUCACAUCGUCCCCGCCAACCCAACGGUCUGCACCGCAAGAAGAUCGCCAAGGGAACCAAAGCGGGCAAUCUCGCUCCCAUGAUGCUCCAUAUUGCACACAAAAGUGCCUUCUCGGACUACAGCAAGGCGGCACACUUGACCCUAAGUGCCCCAACACGGAGCUGCAUAUACGUGAUGGAAAGGCGGACCGCCAUCCGAUCGGUGCAGCUGACUUGGUGAAAAAGCUCAAGGUGCAGCUUGAUCAGGAUCUGGAUCAUAACUGCUCCCCUAUCGGCCCUUGCGGGUCCUCCGGCGCACCAUUCAAGAUUACGUGUGCCACCUUCGGAUAUACUAUUGUCGGGAAGGGGACGACGUCGAGACUCUGGGGGGAGGUCUCGCGCGAAGCCGACGUCUACCGAGUCCUCCGGCGUGCCCAAGGAUCGGCUAUUCCCGUCUUUCUCGGGGCGAUCAAUUUGGCCCAAACUUACUUCCUCCACGGUGCGGGAAGGAUCCGUCAUAUGCUUUUAAUGGGCUGGGGUGGUGAAAGCCUAGGCCAUAGUACUCAAGGUAAGGUUAUGCGACGAGCGAUUUAUCGGUCGGUGAAGGAGAUCCGCUCUUUCGGCGUUGUUCAUGAGGAUCUUCGUCCGGACAACAUCCUGUGGAAUGCUGAACUCGAGCGGGCCCUGAUCAUCGACUUCCACCUAUGCACUUUGGAUCGUCGACCGUCGCACAAGCGGCCAGGUGAUCGCAAACGAUCACGGUGUGGUCCUGAAGAACGUCACUCAAAGCGGGUGCGUGCGGUAUAA
Messenger RNA from Penicillium verrucosum, 2328 nucleotides. RefSeq lists its product as uncharacterized. NCBI's taxonomy places the organism in Eukaryota, Fungi, Ascomycota, Eurotiomycetes, Eurotiales, Aspergillaceae. The transcript has 2 exons. Bases 1 to 2328 code for a protein of 775 amino acids. The record is from RefSeq and is a predicted model, not a curated record.